AUACUUGAGAAAAAUAAUGUGUCAUAACUAGAGAUAAAUUGAAAGUUUAGGUCUCUAUAUAAUGCCCAUCAACACAAUUUUCAGCAACCAUAAAAAAACACUUUAAAUCCAGUGGGUUCUUUUUCUGGCAGCAUCAUUCCUUUCUACCACCUCAUCUAUGAGUAACAACAUGGGUGUCAUCCCAAUUCCAAGUAGUGGAAUUGUUCCUGAAGGUCUUAUGAACAAAUUAGAGAACUAUGAGCAAUGGAGCAUUCGGCUUCGAACCUACUUGAAGGCACAAGAUGUUUGGGAUGUUAUAGAGUCCACACCGAGUGGAGCCGUGGACUAUCAGGAUUGGAAUAAAAAGAACGCCACAGCUCUCCUUGCAAUCCACAUUUCCUGCGGUCCUCGUGCUUUUGAGGAUAUCAAAGACAUCCACAACGCCAAACAAGCUUGGGAUACAUUGGCAUCAAAGGCUAAAUUUCCUAUCGCGCAAGAGAUUUCAAAUGAUCGAUUCAAUCGAACCGAGUCCUUCUACAAUGCUGUAAGGAAUGGUGAUAAGGAUGCAACAAAUGAGUUCAUUGCCAAAAACCCAGGUGCGGUUAAUGAAAAAAUUACAUAUUCAGGGAUGACAGCUCUUCACGUUGCAGCCAUUAAUGGGCGUAUAGGAAUAGUGGAGACAUUGCUGGAUAAAAUGUCAAAUGACAGCUUGAAAAUGAGAGACGCACAGCACUUUACAGCUCUUGAAAUAUCUAUUGUAUAUAACGCAAGCAUUGAAAUAGCUGAAUGCAUGGUUAAAAAGGAUAACGAAAUACUUGGCAUUGCUCGUAAUGGCAUGGUUCCUGCUGCACUGGCUUUCCGUUAUAGUAAUGUGAAAAUGGGGCGGUAUCUUUAUACUGUUACGCCGCUUGAUAAGCUUAAAAAUAGCCAAGAAGGCGCUACACUCGUUAGCAUUGCUAUAUCUAUGGAAAUUUUCGAGGUUGCCUUGGAUCUGCUCAACCAUUGUCCAGAGUUGGCUAUUAUUCAAAACUGCAGUGGGAACCUCCCCAUCUUUACAUUGGCAAAACUACCUUCUACAGUUCUCAGUAGGCGCAGGUUCAGGUUUUGGGAACAAUGGAUAUAUGACUAUAUUCAUAUAAAACCCGACAAGACACGCCAGCUCACCAAUAACAUGAGUAAUAUCAGAUCUCCAGAGAAGGAUUUGCAUCACAAAUUUUGGUCAUUGCAAGGCUUGGCACUGAAAUCUGUUAACAUGUUAGGGCUUAAGGAUAUAUAUAAAAAGAAAUUGGCCCAUGUUCAAAUCUUAGAACUUCUAGACCAAAUGUGUGCAAUGACAAGAAUUUUGAAUGAAAGCCAAAUGGAAGAUCUAUAUUAUGCACUCUGUCGAGCUAUUGAUCACGGAAAUGUUGAAUUUAUAACACGUUUGUUAGAAAAAAAACCAGAGCUGGUGGAGAAAAGUGAUGCUUCAGGGAGGAACAUAUUUAUGCUUGCAAUCCUACAUCGUCAAGCAAACAUUUUUGAGCUUAUACGUGGAUUUAACUCGUUAUCAGCAGCUGCAACUGCCGUAGACAGGGAUGGAAACACCGCGUUGCAUAUGGCAGGAAUAUUGUCGUCACCUUGUCCACAACUUGAUCGAAUUUCUGGAGCAGCUUUGAAAAUGCAGAGAGAAUUACAAUGGUUUGAGGAGGUGAAAAAAACUGUGCCUGUGUGGGCUACAGGGAAAAGAAACUCAGAUUCAAUGACACCAGACCAAAUGUUUAGUAAAUACCACGAGAAAUUGAUGACUGAGGGAGAAAAAUGGAUGAAAGAUACGGCAACUUCAUGUACAGUAGUAGGUGCUCUAAUUAUUACUAUCAUGUUUGCUGCAGCUUUUACAGUUCCUGGAGGAAACAAUGAAGAUACUGGCCUACCCAUAUUUUUGAAUAAAAAGCUGUUCAUGGUUUUCAUAAUCUCAGAUGCAAUUUCACUCUUUCUCUCCACAACUUCAGUUUUGAUGUUCCUAGGCAUCCUUACCUCAAGAUAUGAAAAGAAGGAUUUCUUAAAAUCUUUACCUGACAAGAUGAUGAUAGGUCUUUCCACCCUCUUUGUCUCCAUUGCAGCCAUGAUGGUAGCCUUUUGUGCUACACUUCUCAUUGUGCUUAGAGAAUAUUCAUGGAUUUUCAUCCCUGUCGUUUCUCUUGCUAUUUUUCCAAUCGUUUUGUUUGCAUUGAUGCAAUUUCCUCUUCUGUUUAAGAUUUUCGAUUCCACAUAUGGAGGCUGGAAAAGGCAUCUUUCACAUGAAUGAAUUGAUUAGGAAUUAGGAAUGUGUGUAUGUUAUUAUUAAUGUUUGUAUCAAAGAUUUCCUAUUUUGUAAUUGUUGGGCUGUGAGAAAAAAAUAUUAAUAAAAUAAAAGUUUACCUUUCAUAAAAAA
Molecule: messenger RNA, 2389 nt
Organism: Ziziphus jujuba (common jujube)
Lineage: Eukaryota; Viridiplantae; Streptophyta; Magnoliopsida; Rosales; Rhamnaceae
Product: ankyrin repeat-containing protein ITN1
Exons: 8
Coding region: 158-2263 (701 amino acids)
Molecular function (GO): protein binding
Source: RefSeq, a predicted model, not a curated record